AUGAUUAAUAGAUGUAAAAGAGACAGACAGACAUAUAGGCAGGAAAAAGGUGAUUCAGAUGAGGAUGAGAAUAAGGACCAGGAAAAGAAGGAGCAAGAGGAGUUUAUUCAAUCUAACGAUGAGGAAUCAAACGACGAAUCGGACAUAGAGGAUUUAGAGAACGAAGGCCAACACCACAAAGGCCAUCGCAGUGGUGACUCGAAGAAUCGUUCUUUCAACGAGGAGGGCUCGGCCUCCGAUUCCUCCAGUGAUUCCAGUUCAUCUUCAGGCUCUGAUUCUGAUAUUGCUCCUGAUGACCCUAGUCAUCUUGCUCGUAAGGCCCAAAAGAAGACGGAGCUUUUGCAACGAAUAUCCGAUAAGGUUGCAGCUCAAGCAGCCGAGGAGCACUCAAACUCCAAAAGACCAUUCCAAGACGACUCCUCUUCUAGUCCUCAAGCGAAGAGGUUCAAACCGGCAGCAGCACCUACUUUGAUUGGGAACUCAUCGCAUGCUCCUUCGGCUCCUGCAACUACACCAGCUGAUGAUGAUUUCGUCGCUGCAGUAAAAAAAUACCUCAUGCGAAAACCCAUUAGCCUUCCGGAUUUAUUGAAGAAAAUGAAGUCCAAGAGACUCCUUCCUCAAUCGUCUGGGUCGGCUCAGGGACGUGUUGGAACAGAUGAUGUUGCGGAGACAAUGUUGGCGAAUGCACUGCGUCAGUUGCGUCCAAUGAAGCAGAUUAUUAAUGGACAGUCGUACCUUUCUCUGAAGCGAUGA
Messenger RNA from Rodentolepis nana, 753 nucleotides. Lineage: Eukaryota; Metazoa; Platyhelminthes; Cestoda; Cyclophyllidea; Hymenolepididae. The record is from the annotation of a GenBank genome assembly.